Sceloporus undulatus (fence lizard) is the source of this 6706-nucleotide messenger RNA. RefSeq names its product dedicator of cytokinesis 11 (gene DOCK11). Gene Ontology annotation, molecular function: guanyl-nucleotide exchange factor activity. The record is from RefSeq and is a predicted model, not a curated record. Lineage: Eukaryota; Metazoa; Chordata; Lepidosauria; Squamata; Phrynosomatidae. The transcript has 54 exons. Bases 34 to 6294 code for a protein of 2086 amino acids. Gene Ontology annotation, biological process: positive regulation of filopodium assembly; small GTPase-mediated signal transduction; positive regulation of GTPase activity.
GCGGGUGUGUCUCUCUCUCUCUCGGCGGAGGCCAUGGCCAGCGAGGUGCGCAAAUUCACCAAGCGGCUGAGCAAGCCAGGGACGGCGGCCGAGCUCCGGCAGAGUGUCUCCGAGGCAGUGCGAGGAGGAGGAGGAUCCCCGGGGAAGGAGAAGACGAAGGUGAUCGAACCCUUGGACUACGAGAAUGUCAUCUCCCAGAGGAAGGCGCAGAUUUACAGCGAUCCCCUUCGGGAUCUGCUCAUGUUCCCCAUGGAAGACGCCUCCGUCUCGGUCAUUCAUCGCCAGAGGAGGACGGUCCAGUCUUCUGUGCCAGAAGAUGCUCUGAAAAAGGCCCAGAGUCUCUUUGUUCAAGAGUGCAUUAAAAGCUACAGCUCAGACUGGAACGUCGUGAACUACAAAUAUGAGGACUACUCGGGGGAUUUCCGCAUGUUGCCUUGCAAAUCCUUUCGGCCGGACAAGAUCCCAAGCCACGUGUUUGAAAUUGACGAAGACUUUGAAAAAGACGAGGAUUCCUCAUCUUUGUGUUCUCAGAAGGGCGGCGUGAUCAAACAGGGAUGGCUUUACAAGGCCAACGUCAACAGCACCAUCACAGUGAGCAUGAAGGUCUUCAAGAGAAGGUAUUUUUAUCUCACACAGCUUCCGGACGGCUCUUAUAUCCUCAAUUCCUACAAAGAUGAAAAGACCUCCAAGGAAUCCAAAGGCUGCAUCUUCUUGGAUUCAUGCAUCGAUGUGGUCCAGUGUCCGAAGAUGCGGCGCAACGCCUUUGAGCUCAAGAUGCUGGACAAGUACAGCCACUACCUGGCGGCCGAAAGUGAACCGGAGAUGGAGGAAUGGUUGGGGACUUUGCGGAAGAUCAUCCAGAUCAAUACGGAGAGCCUGGUGCAGGAGAAAAAGGAGGCGGUGGAAGCCCUGCCAGAUGACGAAACCGUCAGCCAGGGAAAGUCGGAGAACAUCCUGGAGAGCUUGGAGCGAAGCAUGCAUCCGGAGCUCAUGAAGUAUGGAAGGGAAACGGAGCAGCUGAACAAGCUCAGCAGAAACGACGGGAGGCAGAACCUCUUCUCUUUCGAUCCGGAAGUGCAGAGGCUUGAUUUCUCCGGAAUAGAGCCAGACGUGAAACCGUUUGAGGAAAAAUGCAGCCAGCGUUUCCUGGUGAACUGUCACACCUUGACUUUCAACCUUGUUGCGCAACUGAAUGACCAAACUAAGGACCUGCCGACAAACGUGGAGCCGUUUUUUCUCAGCCUUGCCCUAUUCGAUCUGAAAAGCUGUUGCAAGAUUUCGGCAGAUUUCCACGUCGACUUGAACCCCUCGCCCGUCCGAGAGAUGCUGCCCGAUUUCUCGGCUCAGGAACCCGGAGGCAAUUCCCUGAACAACCACUUCCUUGACCGGAUCACGGAGUCCCAUUUGCGCUACGUAAAGCAAGGGGUCUUCUCCGUUACAAACCCUCACCCAGAAAUAUUCCUCAUCGCCCGGGUGGAGAAGGUCCUUCAGGGGAGCAUCACACAUUGCGUGGAGCCUUACAUCAAGAACUCUGACCCCGUGAAGACAGCACAGAAGGUCCACAAGCUUGCCAAAGUGGUGUGCAGCCGCCUCGGACAGUACAGGAUGCCAUUUGCUUGGGCCGCCCGACCGGUCUUCAAAGACUGUCAAGGCACAUUGGAUCUAGAUGGGAAAUUCUCUCCUCUUUAUAAGCAGGACAGUAGCAGACUCUCAACAGAGGAUCUUCUCAAGCUCUUGGCAGAGUAUAAGAAACCAGAAAAGACCAAGCUGCAAGUGAUACCUGGCCAGUUAAAUAUUACAUUGCAGUGCGUUCCCUUGGAUUUCUCAAAUUGUGUCACAUCCUCUUAUAUUCCCAUUAAACCCUUCGAGAAGCAGGACCAAGGGGCUGACAUUGCCGUCGAGGUGGAAGAGUUUGUCCCAGACAUUGCAAAGUACUCUCACCCCUUCGCCAUCUACAAGAACCAGCUCUACAUCUACCCUUUGCACUUAAAGUACGACAGCCAGAAAACCUUUGCCAAGGCGAGGAACAUCGCCAUCCGCGUUGAAUUCAAAGACUCUGACGAAGGGGACGCCAAAGCUUUAAAGUGCUUCUAUGGAAAGCCUGGGGGUCCGCUUUUGACCUGGAGCGCCUUUGCUUGCGUGUCACAUCACAAUCAGAACCCAGAGUUUUAUGACGAGAUUAAAAUUGAGCUUCCAAUCCACCUCCAUCAAAAGCAUCAUUUGCUUUUCACCUUCUAUCAUGUCAGCUGUGAAAUUAACACAAAGGGGACGGCGAAAAAGCAGGACACCGUCGAGACAACAGUGGGAUUUUCUUGGCUUCCUUUGCUGAAGGACGGUCGGAUCCUUACCUCUGAACAACACCUCCCUGUUUCUGCCAAUUUGCCCGCUGGCUACCUGAACGUCGGGGAGAACGAGGCACGAAAGCAACCAAAUGUUGACAUCAAGUGGGUCGAUGGGGCGAAAUCUCUCUUUAAGGUCAAGCUCCAUCUGGAGUCCACAAUUUACACUCAGGAUCUCCACCUCCAUAAGUUCUUCCAGUAUUGCCAGAUGAUCCAGGCAGGUGCCAAAGAAGUCCCAGGGGAACUUGUGAAGCAUUUAAAGUGUUUGCAUGCCAUGGAGAUCCAAGUAAUGAUCCAAUUUUUGCCAGUGAUUCUCACGCAGCUAUUUAGAGUCCUCACCCACCAGACGCAAGAGGAGGAAAUUGCUGUCAACUGUACCAUGGUUAUCCUCCAUAUUGUAUCCAGAUGUCACGAGGAAGGCCUUGACCAUGACUUGCGGUCUUUCAUCAAGUAUUGCUUCCGACCGGAGAAGCCCACCGUGCCCCAGAACAAGACAACUCAUGAAAUCUUGGCUCUUGCAAUGACAACCAUUCUCAAGCAAUCUGCAGAUUUCUUGGCCAUCAAUAAGAUGCUGAAGUAUUCGUGGUUUUUCUUUGAAGCCCUGGCUAAGUCAAUGGCCAUGUACCUCCUGGAGGAGAACAAGAUUAAGCUCCCCAGGGUUCAACGAUUUCCUGACUCCUACAACCACGCGUUACACUCUCUCCUCCUUUCCAUCAUCCCUCAUGUCAACAUUCGCUACAGCGAAAUCCCAGAGGAGUCCAGAAACGUCAAUUUCAGCUUGGCCAGUUUCCUGAAGCGAUGUCUGACCUUCAUGGACCGAGGGUAUAUCUUCAACUUGAUCAAUGACUACAUUUCUGGAUUCAGCCCCAAAGACCCCAAGCUGUUGGUGGAAUACAAGUUUGAGUUUCUGCAAACAGUUUGUAACCAUGAGCACUACAUCCCAUUGAAUUUGCCAAUGACCUUUGCCAAACCGAAACUUCAGAGGGUCCAAGAUUUCUUUUCCCUGGCUCUGGAUCUGUUCACUUCAGUCGACACGAAUCUGGAGUACAGCUUGUCGGAUGAAUAUUGUCGCCACCAUUUCUUGGUGGGCUUGCUCCUGAGAGAGACCUUGGUUGCCCUUCAGGACAACUACGACGUCCGGUUCCUGGCCAUCAGCAUCUUGAAGAGUCUUCUAAUAAAACACGCUUUUGACAACAGAUACCAGCAUAAGAACCAGCAAGCCAAAAUUGCUCAGCUGUAUUUGCCUCUGGUCGGACUCCUUUUAGAGAACAUCCAGCGCUUGGCCGGCCGGGACACUUUGUACUCUUGCAGCGCGAUGUCCACUUCUGCAUCCCGAGAAGAAUUCAUGUGCAAUUUCACAUCACCUUCGAACAGGUCCAGCCUCCUUGCUGAUAAAGACUCACUUUAUGGCACCCCUCUGCAAAAUGGCCUCUCCAUCAAGAGAGAGGACUCCAAAGGCUCCCUCUGCUCCGAAGGAGGAGGAACGUCUCCUGACCAAAGCGGUGCUGAAAACAUACGGAGGGGCUCCACGCGGAGUAGCAUCUCCCAGUUCGGACGGCUGGACCCCUACGAGAUCCGGAGUCUCCUUAUCUGCUAUCUUUAUAUCAUCAAAAUGAUUUCAGAAGAUACGCUGUUGACCUACUGGAACAAAAUAUCACCCCAGGAUCUCAUGAACGUCCUUGCUCUCCUAGAAGUCUGUCUGUUUCACUUCAGAUAUGUCGGGAAAAGAAACAUCGCCAGGGUCCACGAUGCUUGGUUCUCGAAGCACAUGGGCAUUGACCGGAAAUCCCAGACAAUGCCAGCCCUGCGGAGUAGGGCAGGAACCAUCCAGGCCCGGCUUCAACACUUGGGGAGCUUGGAUAGCUCAUUCACAUUGAAUCACAGUUCAUCCGAAGCAGACAUCUUGCACCAGGCUUUGCUGGAAGGCAACACGGCGACCGAAGUUUCUCUGACGGUCCUGGACACCAUUUCGUUCUUCACUCAGUGCUUCAAGAACCAGCUCUUGAACAACGAUGGACACAAUCCUCUGAUGAAGAAGGUUUUCGAUAUCCAUCUUGCCUUUCUCAGAAACGGACAGUCAGAAGCGGCCCUCAAGCAUGUCUUUGCAUCGCUGCGAUCGUUCAUCAACAAGUUCCCUUCGGCUUUCUUCAAGGGCCGGGUGAAUAUGUGUGCCACCUUUUGCUAUGAGGUCCUCAAGUGUUGCACCUCCAAACUCAGCUCCACGCGAAACGAAGCCUCUGCGCUCCUCUACCUCCUCAUGAGGAACAACUUCGAGUUCACCAAGCGGAAAACCUUUUUACGAACACACCUCCAGAUCAUUAUUGCUGUAAGCCAGCUGAUUGCUGAUGUGGCACUUAGCGGCGGUUCGAGAUUCCAGGAGUCUCUGUCAAUUAUCAAUAACUUUGCCAAUAGCGACCGGCCAGUGAAGGCAACCGCUUUUCCUUCCGAAGUCAAAGACUUGACCAAGAAGAUCCGGACGGUCUUGAUGGCCACAGCGCAGAUGAAGGAGCAUGAGAAGGACCCGGAGAUGUUGGUGGACCUCCAGUACAGCUUGGCCAAGUCCUACGCCAGUACGCCGGAGCUAAGGAAGACGUGGCUGGACAGCAUGGCCAAGAUCCACGUCAAGAAUGGAGACUUCUCUGAGGCAGCCAUGUGCUACGUCCACAUAGCAGCACUGGUGGCAGAGUUUCUUCAUCGGAAAAAAUUAUUUCCUGCUGGAUGCUCCUCUUUCAAGAAAAUUACACCCAACAUUGACGAAGAGGGAGCCAUGAAAGAAGACGCUGGGAUGAUGGAUGUCCAUUACAGUGAGGAGGUCCUGGUGGAGUUAUUGGAACAGUGUGUCGAAGGCCUUUGGAAAGCAGAGCGUUACGAAACCAUAGCAGAGAUUUCCAAGCUGAUCAUCCCGAUCUACGAAAAGCGCCGCGAGUUUGAGAAACUGACCCAGAUGUACAGAACGCUCCACGGAGCUUACACCAAAGUCCUAGAAGUGAUGCAGAACAAAAAGAGGCUGCUGGGCACCUAUUUUCGGGUUGCUUUUUAUGGGCAGACGUUUUUUGAAGAAGAGGAUGGCAAAGAGUAUAUCUACAAGGAGCCCAAACUCACAGGCCUUUCGGAGAUCUCCUUCCGGCUGCUGAAACUUUACGGGGAAAAAUUUGGAGCCGAGAACGUCAAAAUCAUCCAGGAUUCAAAUAAGGUGAACCUCAAAGACCUGGAUCCCAAAUAUGCGCACAUCCAAGUGACCUACCUGAAGCCUUACUUUGAUGAGAAGGAGCUCUCCGACAGGAAGACGGAUUUCGAAAGGAGCCACAAUAUCAACCGGUUUGUCUUUGAGACACCGUACACGUUGUCCGGGAAGAAACACGGGAGUGUGGAAGAGCAGUGCAAGAGGAGGACGAUCCUCACCACGUCCAACUCUUUCCCGUAUGUCAAAAAGAGGAUUCCCGUCAGCUACGAGCAAAUGGUCAACCUGAAGCCUAUCGACGUGGCGUCUGACGAAAUUAAAGCCAAAACAGCUGAGUUGCAGCAAGUCUGCGCAUCGCCCGACGUGGACAUGAUCCAACUCCAGCUGAAGCUGCAGGGCUCCGUUUCGGUGCAAGUCAAUGCUGGCCCUCUGGCCUACGCCCGGGCGUUCCUCGAUGACAAGCAUUCCAGCAAAUAUCCUGCCAAGAAGGUGAACGAAUUGAAAGAAAUGUUCCGGAAGUUUAUCCAGGCCUGCGGCAUUGCCUUAGAGCUCAACGAACGGCUGAUCAAAGAGGACCAGGCAGAGUACCACGAAGAGCUGAAGUCCAACUUCAGGGACAUGGCGAAAGAGCUUUCCGACAUCAUCCACGAACAGAUAUACCAGGAAGAUACCAUCCAUUCCUCGUGGAUGCACAACACUUUGCACGUGUUUUGUGCCAUCAGCGGGACUUCGGGAGAUGGCUACGGCUCACUGAGAUCUACACCAGACCUUUAAAAGCGAGGAGCAACGGCUGACAUUUUGCAGGACUUUCUCAGGAAUACUUGGAACUGAAUGAUAUUAUCCUUCAAACUGGCAAUGCAAUGCACUCCAUAUUUUCCUUUAUUUCCAAAGCAGAGCCACUGAGCAGCCAGGAAAAAGCUCCCUGCCUUAUAUAUGUGUAUAUAUAUAUAUUGUCCCCUUUCCUUUCCAUUGCAUUGUCAAAUAUAUACAAGACACCAAAAGCAUUUAUCCAGCCACAGUACUGAAGACCGAGCUUGACAAUGGUACCGUGUAAAAUUGUACAAUGGAAUAUAAUAAAGUGUAAAAAUGUUUUCUUUUUACAUGUUGUAAAUAAGCUGUAGUUUGUAUAUGUGUAUGUGUGUGUGUAUGCACAUGUGUGCAUGAUGCACAACAUAAAAAGCAGAUG